AUGUCGGCAACAAAACUCGGCCCCCAGGAUAUGCUCGAAUACAUUGCACAAUACGGCGUGCUGAUCUAUCGAAAAUGUCAAUACGCAAUCCAGAAAAGCGCUGUGGAAAGUCAUUUACUCCGUCAUAAGAUCUAUCGGGAGGAAAGACAAAAGCUCAUGUCCUCAAUUUCUCAACUCAAAAUUUUCGAACCCCAUGAAGUACCUUUGCCCGCAUCUGAUUCUUCGCCUAUCGAUGGUCUACCUGUUUUAGAUGGCUUCCGAUGUUCAGUUGAUGGUUGUGGAAGUCUCUUUGUCAGUUCCAAGCGCAUGAAUCAUCACCAGAAAGAGAGGCAUGCUGGAAUCCAUCCUUGUUCUGCCCGCGAGGUGAAACUCCAAACGUUUUUCAGGGGUACCAAAAUUAAGUAUUUGAGGUCACGGAGGCCAUUCACACAGGAAUGUCAGGAAUAGAGAUGCAAGCAAGCAUUCUCGGGGAGAUCGAAAUGCUUGAGGAACAAGAGCCUGUUCAACAGCCGCUUCCAAAGCCUUUUCUCACGGAUUAUGAAACAGAAACGCUCACUUACUUUUACUGGUUCAAUACUCAGACGAGCCUCACAAUCCCAUGCACUGAGCGCCCUCGGUCCGCAAGCCACUACUGGAAAAGAGAAGUCGUUCCCCUAGCCUUUUCCAAACGAUGGCUGAUGUGUGGUUUAUUGGGGCUCUCUGCUUACCACCUGGCGGUUACCAAUAACCAGGCCAUGUUGGAGGGAGAUCAUACUGAGAAUUCCUCGCAAUUCUUCUCGGUCUUCUCUACUGGAUUCAACGAGGCCAAAAUAUGUGCCCUGGGAACGGAAGGUUCCGAGGUUGAGAAGAAGGCUUGUAUAGCAGGCGAACAGAUAGAUUAUGUGAUCUCUUGCAUACACUGGAAUCAAAGCCCGUCUCAACUGGAGUCGAUCAUGAUAAUUCUCAGAAGAUUCUAUAUCCGCCAUUGUACACUUUCUCAAGACGAUUCUCAUAGCAAUGAGGCCGGUAUCCAGAACGAAGCAUUUGAACGUGCAAGUAUGAUCAUUCAAAAGAGUCCGCCAUCAAAUUCGGGACCACUCUCUGUGCUACUCACCCGCCUUAGCGCGCUUCCUUCUCGCAUGACGGAAGCUUUUGGGAGACCAGAGAAUGUUCGAGAUAUUGGAGACGUUCUGACUACUAUAUCAGACAUCGCUAUUCUGAUCGAGUGCUGCGAAAUUGGUUUUGUCUCUGAUGACAUGAGAGUAGCAUUGGAAGGAAUGACUAUGUGGUUGGCCAAGAUCUCGGAUCGCUUUUAUCAAAUGGUGUCCAUACAUGAUCCUGCAGCGCUUACGGUUUUAGCACAUUGGGCUGCGUCAUUGGUAGAGAGGGCAGAGAAAUGCGGAUGUUGGUUCUUGGAGGGACUAGCGAGGACGAUCAUAUUGCAGAUUGUAGAACAAUUACCAGCUGACAAGCCCGCUAUAAUAGGACUCAUUGAGAGUUUAAUGAAGUGA
Hymenoscyphus albidus is the source of this 1490-nucleotide messenger RNA. The record is from the annotation of a GenBank genome assembly. NCBI's taxonomy places the organism in Eukaryota, Fungi, Ascomycota, Leotiomycetes, Helotiales, Helotiaceae.